UUCCAUCCGGCCAAUCGGCGGGCUCCAAGGCUCCUCCCCCUGACAGGUGACCCGGAAGCUAGGCGGGGGCUUGUCUCGUGAUGCUCGGAGCUCGGAUGCAUUGCCGGGAUAAGGAGGCGGCAGCGAGCCGGCGGGGGACACAGCCCCGAUCCCGCUGGAGAGAUGGCGCAGCCUGGCGCCCCGCAGCUUCUCUCGGACUACAGUGAUUUCGGGCGGCCGCAGCUCCUCCGGGACGCCCUGCGCUCACCCCCGGGGGACUCCCUGCUGCUGGCCAGCCCGGACCGAAGACACCUGUUUCUGUGGCUCCCGCGCCGGAGGCGGCUGCUGUCCUUUCCGCGGAUGCCGGCCGCCCUUCACCACCCGCCGCCGCCCGGAGCCUGCCUGGAGCGCAGCUGGCCGGCCCCCUCCCCGGACCUGUGCGAACUGCUCUUCCCCCGGUCCCCCGGGCAGGGCUGGCUGCUGGCCCUGGUGUGGCGGGACGGCCGGGCGGAGGUGUGGUGCCCGCCCAGGUCUGGAGGCUCCGGUCAGGCCUGGGAGCUGCUGCAGUCGCUGGAGCUGUGUAACAGCCCCCGGGCCCGGGUGUGUUCUGUGUGCUGCAGCGGGGACGGGGAGUUGGUGUGGUGCGAGGAGAGACCCCCGUCCCGGCCCCAGGACUCCUCCAGCCCCCUCUCCUACUGCAUCUGCCGGAGAGCCCUCAGGGUGAGCGGCCAGCGGGUGACCCUGGCCACCAUGAAGAUCGUCCUCCAUCACAGCCCCCGGUACUCCCUGCUCAGCUCCCACCGGCACGGGGUCUACAUGGUGGCCGCCGCCGGCCCUCACCCCAUCCUGCUCUACUCCCCGGUGGAAGAUGCAAUCACCACGGUUACCGUGCCCGAGGGGGCCAUCCGCAGCACUUCCCUGGCCGAAGGCGAGGUGGACUAUAAAAAGCUGGUGGCGGAGUACCUAGGGUUCCUGGCCCGCCGGGCCCGGUCAGAAGUACGGCGCUUGGCGGUCACCGAGACUGGCCAGCUCUUGCUGGUGACCACUGACCUCCGGAUAUAUCUGAUUCAUGAGAACGGAGCCGUCAGGCACAUAUUUGACAUCGAGAAUGACGCCUCAGACGGAGCGGAGAUCAAAAUGCAUCUGUUUGGGGGCACGUUGGCCUGUGCCGUGGAUACAGAGCUGUACCUGGUCAAUGUCCACACCGGGAGACUGGUGGCCAAGCAGCUGUGGAACGCGGAUGAGCUGUUUCUUGUGACGGCGUUGGAUACGGAAGACGUCCAGGUCCUGACCAAAACUGGCGUCUUUCAGGUCAGCCGCUCCAUCGGCGUAGAGGAGGCUGGGCGGUCUGAGCCGGUGCAGCUGGAGAUGGUCUACGAAGAGGCGUGCCAGUACUACCAGAGGAGAAGUCUGAGUAACGCCAAGCUCACGGUGCAGGCGAUAAAGAAGGAAGGGAUGUUCCAGGCCCCCAUUAUUCUAUCCGCCAUACUCUGCAGCUACCAGAAAAACAGCCAGUCCAAGGAUCAGCAGCAAUAUGUUGAGCUGCUAAGCAACAUGAACAGCGAACUUCAGAGCUUCAUCAGUCUGGAACUUCUGAAAGCAUGCAUCAUCAACGCCUCCGACGUGGACAUUGAAGAGCGUUGUGAGGAGUUGGUGGAUCAUGAGGUCACUCGUCUUCUUCAGAUGGACCUGGACAGAGACAGCUUAGUGUACAUAAACUCCCUGUUCAGUACGUUCCCCAAGGCUGGCUGGAUGUCUGUGAGAAAUAACUUUCACUUUCAGCAGAGCAGUGACGGCAAGCUUAUAGUCAGGGCCACCGCUGACCUCUGGAAAAAGGUCCUGAGCCCCCUUCCUCCAGGAUCCAGGGACAGCUCUCCUAACGGUGUCUAUCCUCUGUUUGAGGUCAUUUGUCGGUCUCUGUGUACGUACAAACCAAAGUGGCUACCUGUUUUCGUUCAGCACGCCCAGGAUUGCUCAAGCUUUUGUUGGAACUUUACCACCAAAGAUACCUGCGAGGGUGUGCCGCUGUAUAAAAGGGCCUUGUCCAUCCUACAUAAAUUCAAAGUAAACACUAAUACAGACCUGGAGGUUGAGCUUCUGCUGGGCAGCGGGAGGCCCCAGGCCAUCAUACAAGCUGUACACAUAUUGAUCGGCCUCCAGCAUUGGUCAAGGGUUAUGGAGGAAACUCGUAGGUUCUCUCAACUGAGUCCCCUUAUCACAAAGGACAUCUUUAUUACACUUCUUGUAGAAUUCGUCAAGAACAGACACUUGGACUCCUACGUCAACCAGCUGUGCGAGAUCUGCCCUGAAGGGAUGACGGCUACAGACAUCUUACACGUUGUCCUUCAGAACCUGCCCAAAGCCCAGGCAGAUCCUCCUCCGUUUUCGUCCGAGGGAGUACAUUUGACUAUAGGUUUACUCAAACCACUCUUAAGUAAAGUCUUACAAAGCCAGGUCGGGAAAGAGGAGACCUUUUCAUCCCAAACUUUUCCUCCGGUUACCCCACUGCGGACAAACAAAUCUGUUGCACGGCUUCCUUUAGUAAAUGGGGGCAUCCUAUCUCCCACAGACAUCUACGCUACGGAUUCUUCAGAAAUUGCUCCUUUCUCUACUGUAUCAAAAUAAUAUAAGUGAGGUUUGUUUUUUCUGAAGUGCAUUCUGCUUUUCUUGUAUUUAAGGGGUCUAUUUACUAUGCCUUGGAUGGAGAUAAAGUACCAGCCAAUCAGCUCCUAACAACCAUGUUACAGGCUGUGUUGGAAAAAUGACAACUAAGAGCUGAUUGGCUGGUACUUUAUCUCCAUCCAAGGCUUAGUAAAUAGACCCCUAUGUCCAGUAUUGUUUUCCAUUUACUUGUGUUUUAUCUCAAACUGCAACUCACUCUAGUGUUCGGUCACUUUAUUUGCUUGACGGUUACUGUGUGUUGUUAUCGUUUUAAUAAUAUGAUAUAUACAGUAUUUAUGGCUGAGAGGGACCUUAGUAUCAGCUCCCACUCCGUGUAAAUAAAUUACAAGUCAUCGAACAAAUAUGUGUUUAAGUUAUAGAUUGGAUCUGUAUUUAUUAAACGUGCUUUGUACAUUAUCUUCUAUGUUCCGGGUGUACGGAUGACGAGCACAGUCCUAAUGUUUGUUUGCUAGUCGGUUAGAAAUGCACAUUUAUGUCUGCUGCAAUGAGAAGUGUAUCUUAUGGAUUAAAUAUGCAUUUUCUAGUACUCCAAGCACCUUUUUCCAUAUUGCAGUGUUUUACAGUGUUAAAAGAAAUAAAUGAUUUUAAUUGUAAA
This is a messenger RNA of Pseudophryne corroboree (corroboree frog), 3256 nucleotides long. RefSeq names its product HPS6 biogenesis of lysosomal organelles complex 2 subunit 3 (gene HPS6). The record is from RefSeq and is a predicted model, not a curated record. Gene Ontology annotation, cellular component: BLOC-2 complex; lysosomal membrane. Gene Ontology annotation, biological process: organelle organization; lysosome localization; protein localization to membrane. NCBI's taxonomy places the organism in Eukaryota, Metazoa, Chordata, Amphibia, Anura, Myobatrachidae. The transcript has a single exon. Bases 163 to 2604 code for a protein of 813 amino acids.